Helianthus annuus (common sunflower) is the source of this 933-nucleotide messenger RNA. RefSeq names its product protein MKS1. The record is from RefSeq and is a predicted model, not a curated record. Lineage: Eukaryota; Viridiplantae; Streptophyta; Magnoliopsida; Asterales; Asteraceae. Bases 11 to 751 code for a protein of 246 amino acids. The transcript has a single exon. Gene Ontology annotation, cellular component: nucleus.
AACUACAUACAUGUGCACAAACAAGUACACACAACCAAUCUCCCCUCUCACUUUCCCCAAAAUCUCAAUCUCCACCACCAUGGACUCGCCGGAAAACCCCACCGGCAAGUCUCCCCGGUCACUCCAAGGCCCCCGUCCGGCACCUCUCCGGGUCCACAAAGACUCCCACAAGAUCCGCAAACCACCAGUAGCCCCACCACAACACCACCACCACCACCAACAACCACCACCCCACCACCACCAACAACAACAACAACAACUCCGGCCACCGGUCAUCAUCUACACCGUCUCCCCAAAGGUAAUCCACACAAACCCAAAUGAAUUCAUGACUCUAGUCCAACGUUUGACCGGCCCAUCAGCUCCAUCUCCGGUGGGCUCGUCUUUCCCCGCCUUCGACAGCGCCGCCGCCGUGGACGGCGGCGCUGUGUCGCCGGCGGCAAGAUUUGCAUCGAUAGAGAGGGCGGUGAAGUCGCCGGAAGGGAGAAAGACGGCGGCGGUGGGUGACGUGGCGGCGGUGGAAGGGGUGGAGAUGAGUUAUUUCCCCGGAAUAUUGUCGCCGGCGCCGGGAUCGCUGCCGCCGAUUCCGGCGAACUUUUUUUCGCCGUUGAGUAAUGAUUUUUUUAGUGGAUUAAUAAGCCCUGGUUUGCAUAACAAUAGUUUUGUUGCAAGUCCUACAAAUCUUUUGUCUUCUCGUAUAGUUUCACCUACAACACCAAACUUUGAUCUUUUUACUAGUUUGUUUGACUUGUAAUAUGCAAUGUGAUUGCUUUGUUAGGGUUCAUAGUUGCCUUUGUUGAUCAAUGGGUAGGUAGGGGUAGAAUUGGAAUUUUGUAAUUAGUAAUUUAUUUUUGUUUUUGUGUAGAGAAAUUGAUAUGGGAAACUUUGAGUUGACUUUUAGAGUACAUUCAUUAUACAUGUAUCUUUUUUUUAGUA